UCAUUCUCCGUUAUUGUUUAUCCACAUCUCACAUACUAAGCCAAGCUGGAACCAGAGCUUAGAAAAGCGUUUAAGGUUCAGCCCUCCAAGGAUCACUCGCGCUUCGCUAUGCAACUUUUUUCUUUGUUGUUUUGACCUGCCCCUCCCCACACACACACUUUGUGGAAUAUCCCAUUUCAUGAAUUGACGACAGUCUCAUUUGUGAAGUCAACAACAAGGUGGGACAACACGACGCAAAGUUACAGCUCGACGCAAGGUUAUAACACGCCACAAAGUUCUGCUCAAGGUAAUUCUUACCAAAUUUUUCUCAGAGGCACCGCCACGUAUUUGCUGGACCUACGUGCCAGUACAGAGUUGAACACAGAACGACACCGCCUGCGGCAAAGUUUAGAACGGACAGCACGUACACGGAAAUGGCAUUCUCCCUGAAGUUGGCGGUCGCCGCCGCCCUGGUCGUGACCCUGUCGGUCUGCAUGGUUGAGGGGUAUCCUUCUGGUGCUCCUGUCGAGGCCUGUAGUGCCAUGUUCCCGAACCACCGGAUGAACCACGAGAACUCCAGCCUCCCUGACGAGCGCUACAGCUCACAGAACCUGUCCACGGCGCCUUACCUCAUCACUGCUGCCAGGCAGGACAAUGGAAAGGUCCAAGUGUCCCUGGGAGUUACCGAUGCGGCCCAGUACUACUGGGAGGGCUUCUUCCUGCAGGCCCGACUACAGGGCACUACCGCCCCGGUGGGCAGGUGGGAAGUGCUUCCAACCGGCACCCAGACCAGGGAUUGUCCGGGCGGGAUGAAGAAUGCCCUCACUCACACGUCAGAGACGAAGGUCCGAACUUUGGACGCUACCUGGACGCCACCUGCCGCCCCGGCUAAUAUGACAGUCGUCUUCCGCGUGACAUUCGUCAAGGGAUUCGAGACGUUCUGGGUCGGCCUGGAGUCGGCUCCUGUCACCGGCGUGAAAGCCUAUGUGAGCGCUACUGUCCCCCUGAAGGCCCUGACAACUGUCGUGUUCAGCACCGCUCUGAUGGCAACCGUCGCCGCCAUGUUCUGAGCAGGAUGAUCCAGUCAUGUGUAGCCUGCCUUAAGUUAAGAGCAGUGCAUUUUUUCUAGAUAGAUCGUUUUAAGUUAUGGUGGAUACUAGCGGGGUUAAAGUAAGGGAUGACAUACCGUACGGUGACAAAGACUUGUUGUUCUACUCUAUUUGUUUCAUGUAAAGCAUGGGGUGACGUUAGUAUAUAAAUACUGUGUAUAUAUACGUAAUGGUUACAGGGUACCAUAAGAGAGAUCUGUUCCGCAAGUCAAUCAUCACCGCUUUACAUCGUAAGCUACAUGUAACCAAAAGAUCAUAUUCAAGACAGAUUUGAUAAUAAUUACUUAAGGAUAAUAAUGACUAAUGAAAGAAAUGGAAAAUAAGGUUGAUGGAAAUAACGUUUCACUAUCACCAUUGAAUCUGCUUUAUACCAUGAUAGUUCAGAAAACCAGCACAACAAUAUGGCAAAUCACACAUUAAAAGUAGCAAUUGACCAGAGAGGAAAUCAUGUUAACAACAUAUAGCAUCGAUCAAGCACUAUCAGAACUA
Molecule: messenger RNA, 1577 nt
Organism: Branchiostoma belcheri (Belcher's lancelet)
Lineage: Eukaryota; Metazoa; Chordata; Leptocardii; Amphioxiformes; Branchiostomatidae
Product: putative defense protein 3
Exons: 6
Coding region: 414-1049 (211 amino acids)
Molecular function (GO): oxidoreductase activity, acting on metal ions
Source: RefSeq, a predicted model, not a curated record